Molecule: messenger RNA, 1113 nt
Organism: Talaromyces proteolyticus
Lineage: Eukaryota; Fungi; Ascomycota; Eurotiomycetes; Eurotiales; Trichocomaceae
Product: putative alcohol dehydrogenase
Exons: 1
Coding region: 1-1113 (370 amino acids)
Molecular function (GO): oxidoreductase activity
Source: RefSeq, a predicted model, not a curated record
AUGAAGGUUCAGCAUCUCUACGCCUUCAAUACCCCAUAUGUUUUCAGAGAGGAUGUACCAGUCCCCAGACCAACGCAUGCAUACGAUCUGCUCAUCCAGGUCGACGCUGCCUCCUACUGCCAUACAGAUCAUGUCCUCGCAUCUGGCGAGAUGGCAACGGUUGAAAUGCCUCCAUUCCCACUAGUAGGCUGUCACGAAUACUCGGGCACAGUCGUUGGGCUACCGCCGAAUUCGGCACAGACAGAGUUCAAGAUUGGCGACAGGGUUGGAGUCAGCUCUCGUGCCUACCAUCCAUGCGGGACAUGUGUUGAGUGCAUUGAGGAGAAUACUCCAGAUAGUGACCCCAAAGGCUACUCGGUGCUGUGUCCGCACGUCAAGACGAAUGGGAUUGGCAUGGAUGGUGGAUGGCGGGAAUAUGCGUUGGUUGACGCGAGACAGGUCACUCCAAUCCCAUCUGGAUUGACACAGGUAGAAGUCGCACCGUUGAUGUGCGCUGGUAUUACUAUAUAUUCUGCAAUAAAAAGAACCGAGCUCGAACCCGGACAGCGGAUCGGAAUCGUUGGGUGUGGUGGUGGAUUGGGCCACCUAGGCUUGCAAUAUGCAACGGCGAUGGGGUUGAAGGUGUAUGGAGUAGACAAUGCCGACACAGCGCUUGCCCUUGCACGAGGGUUGAGGAAUAUUUCCGGAGCAACAAUUAUCGAUGCACGAACGCAAACCGCGCCAGAAGCUAUUGCGCCGAUUAGCAAGGAGGACAAUAUCGCAUUCCCCGGUCAAUUCGGACUCGAUGCAGUUAUUAUUCUUCCAGAGAGCCAAAAGGCCUUUCAAUAUGGAAUUGACAUGCUCAAAAACCAUGGAAAAUGCAUUGUGGUGUCAUUUCCUCGACAAGGCCUCCAUGUUUCGUCACAGGACCUGAUUUUCCGGGAUAUCAAGUUUAUGGGGAGUCUGUCUGGCACCAACAAACAAUUGCGAGAGAUGACUCAGUUCUCUGCGAAACAUGGCAUUAAGCCUGAAAUAAAGACUUUCCCGCUUGAGAAAUUGAAUGAACUUGUUGACACAUACAAUGCGGGUCAUGGAGGAAAGUUGGUGAUUGACCAGCAUCACAAGAGCUCAUAA